This is a messenger RNA of Alligator mississippiensis (American alligator), 7348 nucleotides long. RefSeq names its product RasGEF domain family member 1B (gene RASGEF1B). The transcript has 14 exons. The record is from RefSeq and is a predicted model, not a curated record. Gene Ontology annotation, biological process: positive regulation of GTPase activity; Ras protein signal transduction. Bases 4506 to 5924 code for a protein of 472 amino acids. NCBI's taxonomy places the organism in Eukaryota, Metazoa, Chordata, Crocodylia, Alligatoridae. Gene Ontology annotation, molecular function: guanyl-nucleotide exchange factor activity. Gene Ontology annotation, cellular component: plasma membrane.
UUUCUAUUUUCUGCAAAAGUCUCUCUGCUGUGUUCUCAAACACAUUUAUGAACUUCAGGGAUGCCUCUGCCCACACUGGUUCCCUCCCCCUCAGUUAUUUUAUUAAUGUUGGGCUGUUCAAUCUACAGUCCUGCAUUAUGGAGAAAAUCUGCAGAGCUUUGAGUUUGGGGAAUAGUUGUUUGCAUUUGGAUGAAUUCUUGAUGAGGUAAAUUUAGGGCUCUGUAUGUGUGCAUGACACUGUACUGAUAAACAGACCAUUGCAUCUUCGAGACACCUGCAAAUACAUCUCGUUUGGUGUAAAUGCAAUCUGAAUCGUUUAAUCAACUGGCAUUGGAAACAAGCUUGCAAGCAAAUGGUCGCUCCUGAAUAUUAAAUGCAGUAAUGAUAUUAUGUAAAUCGUAGGCAGAAGGGAAAGAAUCAAGCUCUUGUCACAAACUGUCACUAAGAUCUCCUUUAUUGUUGCUGCUGUGAGGAAUAAUGUUAAAACAGCUAAAUGGCUGUAUUGCUCCCUUGGUCCUUCCCAUUUGCUAAUUAAAAUUAUAGGCAUGUUGAGUACCAUUUAUGGACCUUCCUGUAUACAGCAUAGGCUUCCUGGGAAGUUAUGGGAUAAUUACCACAUGAAACCAGAUGUCUGGUAUCCUUGCUAUAAGAUCUUACAAAGAGCAUCUGCAACCUUUAUUGAACUCAGAUAGGUUUGGAGCUGAUUAGCUCUUCUGAUCUUGGGUAGUCUUCACCCUGCUGAGAGGCUCAUAGCACCCUGGUUCCAUCUGCACACUAAGGCAUAUCCAAGAUAUGAUUUAAAACAGCCAGAGGAAAUGUAGGUGACUGAGAUGUAUAGAGUGUGGUGGGGUUUUUUUGAGAGAGAAGGCUUGGGGCCAGAGGCCAGGUUCCUUCCAUCAUUGAAGAAAUAUGUUUAUCUCCCACAAACUAUGUCAUCAGUUGACCCUUAUUUUUAAAUAUUCUGUACAGAGAUCCUAGUAGCCUGUGUUUGAUGCUCAUUUCACAAUCCAAGUUGGUAUGUGUUGGUUAAAUGCUGUACUUGGCAUGUAUUGACUUAAUGGGUGUGAUUGUUUAAAAAGGCAAAGAGACUUUGAUCCUGAUGAAUUACUAAGUGCUGGGAUCCACCUUCUGUUGAGCAUGGGAACUGCUGCAGUGGGAACAGAAGCUGACAGAAGCCAACGGAUGAAGCCUGUCAGCAAGCCCUGUUCUGUGCAGUUUAAGAUCUUGCCUUGUUUAGGAGAGAAGUGUUUUGGGGGAUUUUCAAUCGGACAAGCUCACACUGUGUUUCCAUUGUGUUCAGUGCUGUUUUCUGUUGAGUUACCAUAAUCUAUCUGGUUUGAACCGACUGCGCAAAAAAGUACAUCUCGGUACCACCCAUGACUUAGCCCAGGGGUGGGCAAUUAUUUCGGGCACAGGGCUUACUGAGUUUUGGCAAGCCAUCGAGGGCCGCACAACAGGCAGCCAGGGGCAGAUAAAUAUUAAUUUUCUAAAUUUUUUUCAGGGCCCUGUGGGCCAGAUAGAAUAGCCUGGUGUGCCACAGCCAGCCCAUGGGCCGCAUUUUGCCCACCCCUGAUUAGUCUAAUCGGAGACUAAAAUUUACUGGAUGAACUUCAGCGCUGGUAUAAACUAACAUAUUGGAAGAGAUCUGAUGGAAUUGUGCCACCUUUUCUGCAGCUGAAAUGGAACAAUUCUUGCAGACCUUUGGCCUAAAUACAGUUUGGGUUUAUUUUGUUUUGCUUUACUGAUAUAGCUCUGCUUGUGGGUAAGAUGAUGAUUUUUAUCUGAGAUAAUUAUAUGAAUAAGGGUGGUAUAGUAGAGGGGAAACCCUUAUACUAGUAGAAAGGUACCUUUCACCACUGUAACUUUUUUGUUCCUUUUUUCCUUUCAAGAAUAAGUUAUGCUGGUAUAAACCUCUCAUAGUUGUAAUUUAUAUUGAUAUUGCACUGUAUUGAUCAAGAAAAUUUUAAAGCCUGCCUAAUGGGGGAUGAGGGGAGUGAUUUAUGUUCAUUAUGCUGCUUUACUUCCCAUAAAACAAGGCAGCAGUCUGCCACCCAUCCAUCCUUGGAAGUUUUCAAGAGCAAGUUAAACAGACAUUUGGCUGGAUGGUUUAGCAAGAGAUGAUCCUGUCUUGCACUAGGAGGCUGGAUUAGAUGACCUGGUGAGGUCCCUUCCAGCCUUAUUUCCCUAUAAUCCUAAAUGAGAAGCUUUACUCUGAACCAGUCCUAGCUAAGACUUUACAGACAGUCUUUUGCAUAAAUGCUGUCAUUAUAUCCUAUUACAGGCUGCAGUUGUGAAUCAUAGAUUUCAUAGACAUUAGGACUGGAAGGGACCUCAGAAGAUCAUUGAGUCCAGCCCCCUGCCGCAGGGGCAGGAAAUCAGCUGGGGUCAUAGGAUCCCAGCAAGAUAAACAUCCAAUUUUCUCUUGAAGGCAUUCAGAGUAGGUGCUUGAACCACCUCUGAUGGCAGGCUAUUCCAGGCCUUGGGGGCUCGGACAGUAAAGACAUUUUUCCUUAUGUCCAGCCUGAAACGGUCUUGCAUGAGUUUAUAACCGUUUGACCUUGUCAUCCCUUGGGGCGCUCUGGUGAAUAAACGUUCCCCCAGAUGCUGGUGGACACCCCCGAUAAACUUAUAGGUGGCCACCAGAUCACCCCUGAGCCUGCGCCUUUCCAAGCUGAAGAGUCCCAUAGCUCUCAGCCUCUCAUCAUAAAGUCUGUUUUCCUGACCUCUGAUCAUGCGCGUGGUUCUUCUCUGCACUCUCUCAAGCUUCUCCACAUCCGUUUUGAAUUGUGGAGCCCAAAACUCCAGCAGUACUCCAGCUGUGGCCUCACCAAGGCCGAGUACAACAGGAGAAUGACUUCCUGGGAUUUACUUGAGAAGACUGUAUGAAUGCAAGCCUGCAUUUUGCUUGCUUUACUAGCUGCAGCAUCACAUUGAAGGCUUAUGUUCAUCUUGUGGUCAAUCGUGACCCGCAAGUCCCUUUCAUCCGUAGUGCUAGCCAGCAUAGCACUGUCAAGCUUAUAAGGAUGCUGCACGUUUUUCCUCCCAAGGUGGAAAACCUUGCAUUUUUCGGUGUUAAACGCCGAAAUUAUAGCCUGCCUUUCAGUUAAAAUGGCAAAGGAGAAAUGAUGCCCUCCUGGAAUGCAUUGUAGCUGUCACAGGACUUGGACAAACCACGUGCCAGUAUCUUAAUUCACAAAGCAGUGUCCAUCUCAUUCAGUCAGUAUCUCUCUUGACAGGUCCUGAAAGAUUCUCAGUCAGGUGAAGGUUAGGGCCUUACCCUGUCACUACUAUGGUGCUAUAUACCUUGAGCAUCUUGUAACUUAAUUAUGAUACUCCUGUGAGAUGCUGAAAUGUCAUUUCCCAUUUUAUGAUGGUGGUUGUUAGGGAAAGACAGGACAGGGAAGUUAAGUGACUUUGCCAAGGUCACAUAAGGCGUCUGUGGCAAAGCCAGGACUAGAACUCGGCUUUUCUCUCUCCUAGGUCUUGGCCUUCAAACUAUUCUUUCUCCAUUGAUUGUUGGGUACUUUUGUUGGAUACCUCUUUAAUAAAACUCCUAGCUACUGCAACCAGGUCAGAUUCACCCAUGUAAAAAGGGACGACUUGAAAGGCAGAGCUCUUUCUGAACCUACUUCUCUGACUUGGGUGAGGCUAAAUGCAUCUUUUACAAUAGGUUUUAUCCACUGACUUAGCAACUGUAGCUGCUGUUGCUACUCUGACCUCCUAUGACAUCUGGGAUAUGAAGAAGUUUUGCUUUUCCUGAAAGGAAUCUUCAAAUUCUUCACUUGCAUAUAGUGGCAGGUAGUCAGUCUGUAACAUGCGGGUGAAGAGGCAAGAGAGAGCUGCUUUUGUAAUAAGUGGAAGGGGGGGGAAAAAGUUAGUCUCUGGUUGGAUAGAUGUAUGCUAAUCAAACUGCUGAAAUCUUUUAGGUGCCUCUUUUGCUGUGUAGGUUAAAUAAACUUAUGGGUAGGAGUCUUAAAAUUGCACUGCAAUGGCUUGCUUUAUUCCCAGCUGAGAGAGUUUUAAAAAUCCAAUUGACUGCACUAGCAAUUGAGGCAAUUCUGAGUACUUAAAAGAGAGAGUGAGGGGGGGGAAAAAAGCCACCCUGCUUCAGUCAGUGAAAUGAAGCUUAAGCCAUGAGUAGAUGAUAUUGUUUUCUUUGCUUUGAAUAUGCUUGUAGUUGUAUUUCAAACUUCUGGGCUUUGUGGUCAGCAGUUCCAGGAGAAUUCUUCGUCAUGUUUUGAAUAAAACCAGCAGAAAAAUGGUUCUUUUUGCUUAAAAAUAAAAGCAGAAGGUAUGGUGGUCUCUAACUUGUGCAUUCAUCUGAUCUUAUGUAUUUUCUUCUUAACUUAAUGGAGGAAGAUACCCACCAGCUGACAAAAAGAACUUUCCUUUCCUCGCAUCAGUAUUGGCUGUCACUUGAACCUUGCUUAUGGCCAGGCAGAUGAUCUCCAAACCAGAAACAGACCAAAAAUGCACAUUAUGCAGUGGACACUGGCAAGGAAAGCAUGCCUCAAACACCUCCCUUCGCAGCUAUGUUUGACAGCAGUGGUUACAACAGAAACCUGUACCAGUCGAAAGAAGACAACUGUGGAGGACUGUAUUACCAUGACAACAACCUUCUGUCGGGGUCUCUUGAAGCCUUGAUUCAGCACUUGGUACCCAACGUAGAUUACUAUCCUGAUAGAACUUACAUUUUCACCUUCCUGCUCAGUUCACGGCUGUUCAUGCACCCUUUUGAAUUAAUGGCCAAGGUCUGUCAUUUGUGUGUGGAGCACCAGAGACUAAGUGAACCUGGGAAUGACAAGAACCAGAUACGAAAAAUUGCCCCCAAAAUCCUACAGCUGCUGACUGAGUGGACAGAGACAUUUCCUUAUGACUUCCGUGAUGAAAGAAUGAUGAGGAACCUGAAGGAGUUAGCGCAACGAAUAGCAAGUGGUGAUGAGAUGUAUCGGAAGAAUGUCCAGCAGCUUAUCCAGAACCUGAUCCGGAAGCUUGCUUGUCUUAGCCAGUAUGAGGAGGUACUUGCAAAAAUCAAUGCAACAUCCACAGAUCGCCUCACCGUCCUCAAGACCAAACCACAGUCCAUACAGAGGGACAUAAUCACAGUCUGCAGUGACCCUUACACAUUAGCCCAGCAGCUGACUAACAUAGAGCUGGAGCGCCUGAAUUAUAUUGGACCAGAAGAAUUUGUUCAAGCAUUUGUACAAAAAGAUCCUUUGGAUAAUGACAAGAGCUGUUACAGUGAUCGGAAGAAGACCCAUAACCUGGAAGCCUAUGUGGAAUGGUUUAACAGACUCAGUUAUUUGGUUGCUACAGAAAUCUGCAUGCCAGUGAAGAAGAAACACAGAGCAAGAAUGAUAGAAUAUUUCAUUGACGUGGCCCGAGAGUGUUUUAACAUCGGCAACUUCAACUCCUUAAUGGCAAUUAUUUCUGGUAUGAACAUGAGUCCUGUGUCUCGACUAAAGAAAACCUGGACAAAAGUCAAGACGGCUAAAUUUGACAUUCUGGAGCAUCAGAUGGACCCUUCUAGCAAUUUUUACAAUUACCGAACUGCUCUUCGUGGAGCUGCUCAGAGGUCCUUGACAGCUCAUAGUAGCAGAGAGAAGAUUGUGAUACCUUUCUUCAGUCUCUUAAUCAAAGACAUUUAUUUCCUCAAUGAGGGCUGUGCAAAUCACUUACCAAAUGGCCAUGUCAAUUUUGAGAAAUUCUGGGAGCUGGCUAAACAAGUGAGUGAAUUCAUGACCUGGAAGCAGGUGGAGUGCCCGUUUGAGAGGGAUCGGAAAAUCCUCCAGUAUUUGCUCACUGUCCCAAUAUUCAGUGAGGAUGCACUUUACUUGGCUUCCUAUGAGAGCGAAGGGCCUGAGAAUCACAUUGAAAAGGACAGAUGGAAGACUCUAAGGUCAGCGCUUUUGGGCAGAGUAUAAUAUACGAGAUUAGAUGCUGCUCCCACUGCUGCUGUGUUACACAGAUGAUUAUUAAGGGCAUGUUUUGGUUUGGGGGUGUGUGGUUCUUUUUUUGUUUGUUUGUUUGGGGGGAGUUUGUGCACCAAGUGGCACUUAAAUAAUGGGAACUGUGCAGCCAGUUGAGAUGGACAUAAUGUCAGCAAAUAUAAAGCAAGCUUACUCAAGAAAAAAUGGGCAACUUCUUAAAUCUGACAGAUCAGAUUUAAAUCACAACUUCCUAGUCCUAGGUAUCAAUUGAGGACAAGAGUGACAGAAUCGUUCGAAGAUACCGGACUCUUCAUAUAAAUCACUUUACAACACCUGGACGGAUUGUUUUGUCUUGCUGUUUCUCCUUGAUUUGUUGGAGCUUGCUGCUACUUAAGAUGCUCCAAAUUUGGUACUGGAUUAUGGGAAAAAAAGUACCAUUCCUCCAUAUGUAACCCAAGUCUGUGUUCGAAGAAUGUCCAUUCCUAAUAUGCUGAACAUAUAGCCAAGAGCUCUUCCUAAAUCAGCAUUGCUAAGAAGGGAAAGGACUGGACAAAUGGUGGGGGGGGAGAGGAGCAGUUAUGAGGGGAAAUUAAAAUGCAAUUGGCUGCUGUAUUUUGUUUUUUCCUGACCAUGUUAAUGGUGAAGCUAUUUUGUUUCUUCAUAAUAUUUCUGAGCGUGCUGCUGGUUGGCAAACUCGUUAUCAUUCUAAGUUAUAUUUAAAAAAUAAGUAAUAAUAAAAUCAGUGCUGUGGUAGGAAAUGCAGCUACUACAAAAAUGCAGUAACUGUGUAGCUGGGACUGUCUUAUAGUAAGAUUUUUUUUUUUUUUCAGUUGUUUAAAACUAACUAAUUUUACAGACAUUCUUGUAUUAUAUUAUUUUUACUACAGCCUUUUUUUGUUACUCUAACUUUCCAUAGUUUACUCCUUCUGUAUUAGGUUGAACAACGUGACUGUAUUUUCUAGACCUCUAUUUUGAGGAACCACUGCACAGACUAUGUUGAAAUAAUAUCAUAAAGUAUGUUUUUUAUUAUGUCAUUUUUACACUUUUUUUUGUUAGCAACUGGAGUACAUAAUCCAGCUUGACUGAAAUUGUAAGAUGCCAAGAACAAAAAAGAAAAGGUUUCUCUUUGACUACAGCUGUGAACAAAAACCAUCUCUUUCUUGUGUUUUGCUUCAUGGGUUAUUAUUGUUGUUAUGACUGUGAAAUAGUUCACUUUGUUCACAUCUAAUAAGUCUGUAGUAGGUCUGAAUACUUAGCCACUGUAUUUAUCUUUGCAAAAUCCCAGUGAAUAAAAACUAGAUAUAUAGCCCACCCUGGAUAGAAAAUUACAUGCUUAAUUAAGGGAUAUGUUUGUAAACACCAUGCCACUGCUCUAAAACAAAGAGAAAUAAAUAAAAAUAUGACUUUGUUGCACUGCA